This is a messenger RNA of Alternaria postmessia, 978 nucleotides long. RefSeq lists its product as uncharacterized. Gene Ontology annotation, molecular function: transaldolase activity. Lineage: Eukaryota; Fungi; Ascomycota; Dothideomycetes; Pleosporales; Pleosporaceae. The transcript is spliced from 3 exons. Gene Ontology annotation, cellular component: intracellular anatomical structure; cytoplasm. Bases 1 to 978 code for a protein of 325 amino acids. Gene Ontology annotation, biological process: pentose-phosphate shunt, non-oxidative branch; carbohydrate metabolic process; pentose-phosphate shunt. The record is from RefSeq and is a predicted model, not a curated record.
AUGCCUAGCUCCCUCGACCAACUCAAGGCCUCUGGCACCACCGUCGUCGCCGACUCUGGUGACUUCGCUACCAUCAAGAAGUACCAGCCCCAGGAUGCGACCACCAACCCCUCGUUGAUUCUCGCCGCGUCUAAGAAGCCCGAGUACGAGAAGCUCAUCGACGCGGCCGUCGCAUACGGCAAGAAGAACGGCACAGACCUCGAGAACCAGGUCGACACCACACUUGACAACCUGCUGGUACAGUUUGGCAAGGAGAUCCUCCAGAUUGUCCCCGGCAAGGUCUCAACAGAAGUCGAUGCGCGCUUCUCUUUCUCCACAGAGCAGUCCGUAAACAAGGCGCUGCACAUCAUCGAUCUCUACAAGGAGAUUGGCAUCGACAAGGAGCGCGUCCUCAUCAAGCUCGCAUCCACAUGGGAGGGUAUCAAGGCUGCUGAGAUCCUGCAGUCCAAGCACGGCAUCAACUGCAACUUGACCCUCAUGUUCUCACAAGUCCAGGCCAUCGCCGCCGCCGAGGCCGGUGCCUACCUCAUCUCUCCCUUCGUUGGCCGUAUUCUUGACUGGUACAAGGCCGCACACAAGAAGGAGUACAAGAAGGAGGAGGACCCCGGUGUCAAGUCCGUCGUGCAAAUCUUCAACUACUACAAGAAGCACGGCUACAAGACCAUUGUCAUGGGCGCAUCUUUCCGUAGCGUCGGUGAGGUCACCGAGCUGGCUGGUUGCGACUACCUGACCAUUGCUCCCAACCUACUUGAGGAGCUUUACAACUCACAAGACGACGUCCCCAAGAAGCUCGUCGCCGAGGAUGCCAGCAAGCUCGACCUUGAGAAGAAGACCUACAUCAACGACGAGGCUGAGUUCCGCUUCUACUUCAACGAGGACCAGAUGGCCGUCGAGAAGCUCCGUGAGGGUAUCUCAAAAUUCGCUGCUGAUGCCAUCACCCUCAAGGACAUCCUCCGCAAGAAGAUCCAGGCCGCAUAA